Naegleria fowleri is the source of this 3420-nucleotide messenger RNA. RefSeq lists its product as uncharacterized. Lineage: Eukaryota; Heterolobosea; Eutetramitea; Acrasida; Naegleriidae. Gene Ontology annotation, molecular function: calcium-dependent cysteine-type endopeptidase activity; protein binding. The transcript has 2 exons. The record is from RefSeq and is a predicted model, not a curated record. Gene Ontology annotation, biological process: proteolysis. Gene Ontology annotation, cellular component: cytoplasm. The coding region runs from base 1 to 3420 and encodes 1139 amino acids.
AUGUCCUCUGCCAUCAUCUCUAACGACGAUGAAUAUUAUAUUCGAGUGUUGGAUAAAGCCUCCACACUCGCACGAACACACUUUCAAAACGGAACUGAAUUAUUUCAGAAAAAGCACUAUGAUGAAGCCAUUGAUAUUCUCAGUCAAUGUUUGAAUCAAUUUCAAACGGAACGGAUCGUAUUGGACGAAUUGGAUCAUGAUGUGUUCAUUCAAGCCUCAUCAUCGAAUUGGAAACAGGUGGCUGCCUUGACGGAUAAGUCUUCUCUCGAAUUAGCUGCAAAAGUUUUAAUUACAAGAGGAUUGUGCUUUUAUAAUUCAACGCUUUCAUCAUCAUCCUCUCUUUCGGAAUCGGCUCGAGAGAUGAAAUUUCAGAAAGCCAUCCAUGACUUGAAUAAUGUUUCUCAACAUUAUAAACUUUACAAAAGGUUAUACUUUGCAGAGAAUGGAUAUGAAUAUUUGCUUUACAAAGAUUGGGAAGCACUGAAUUUGUUCUUGUCAAGCAUGAAGGCGUAUUUUCUUCAAGGAAGAUGUCUACAACAAAUGAAAGAACGGUCACCUUCAAGAGUGGUGUCGAACUCAGAUAAUAGUGAUCUCUCAAGCACGUUGGAGACGGCAAUUACAUGUUUUAGUGAAGCUAUUUCAAUGGCUAAGGAUUUAAAACAACAUUUAGAUAUUGUUGCAAACGUGAAUAAUUGCAAAGCAACUUUGGAGCAAUUUCCACAAUAUUUUCUCAAUAGAGGGUUAUGCUACAAUGACAUUGCUUCAUAUGAUUUGGCCAUAUCAGAUUUCACAACAUUGAUUAGUAUGACCGAAAAAGAGAGUUCAUCAUCAACACACGACAAAAAGCAAUCACAAUUACUCAUUGCGUAUCACAAUAGAGGAUACGCACAUGCAUCAGAGAGACAUUAUGAUGAAGCUAUUGACGACUUUACAAAAGCCAUCUCAUGUUUCAAUUCAUUGACAGAAAAUAGUUUCGAAAAGAAUCAAAAUUUCGAGAAUUAUGUUCAAACUCUGUAUCAAAGAGCCAGAAUUUUACAAAAGUACAUAACCGAUCACAUCUUUGAAUGCAAAAGCAGCAAAGAUGAAAAACUUGCCUCCAAAAUUGUCAAAUACAAGAAAAUGGCAUGUGACGACUAUGACUUGGUGAUCAAAUUGAACCCAACCAACACCUACCCUUAUCGAUUUAACGCUUCUCAAAUUUUUAUUCUAGUUGCCAACAGCAUGGAACAUUUUCGCCCAAAACAAGAAAUUGAAGAAAGUUACUUAAAGGCCAUUCCACACCUGAAAGAAUGUAUAUCUCAAAAACCGUCAUUCUUUAAAUUAUACCUUGAUUUGGCUAGAUGUCUCCAAAAAACAAAUCAGAAUAAGAACGUAGACGAGUUAGUAUGCUUGUAUGAUAAAAGUAUUCAACUCAUGGAAACAGAAGUUGAAGGAAAAUGGAUUUCAAAAACCCAAAAGGCCAAUAUUUAUUUUGAGAGAGGAGUGCUAAAUAACAAACUGCAGGACAAGACGGAUCAAUCGAUUUCAGAUUUUACAAAGGCUAUAUCUCUUAAUGCAGAAUUUACGGAUGCAUAUUUUAACAGAGCUUUAAUUUAUUACUUGAAGAAAAAGAAGUUUGAUUUAUCUUUGCAAGAUUUGAGAAAAGUAGUUGAAAUUAACCCUAACGAUAUUGAAGCUUAUUUAGAAAUUGUCAUGAUUAGUGUGGAGUUGAGAAAAUAUGAAGAUGUCAAGAAAGUGUUGGAAACAAUACUCGAGCUAGAUCCAGACAAUGUCAUCGCACUUAAUUAUAUGGAACAUCUUCGAAAUCACACCGAGAGUAAAAUAUCCAACACGUCUCAUUCCAUUCGUGAAGAACACUCGUUCGACCAAGAUAUAGAAGCACAAAAGAAAAAGAAAGGUACCUCUGACAAAUCCUUGAAAAAUCUCUUUAAAAGAAAGGACUCCAGCUCACGUGAAGAAAAAGAUCCAAGCGAAGAACAUCACCAAUCAUCAUCGAAUGGAAAGAAAUUGUUUGUGGAUCCUAAUUUCCCACCUGUGAAAAAGUCUCUACUUGGAACAGGAAAUUUAGCCGACUUUGAAUUACCAGCACACAUCAAGAAUUUAGACACUGGAAUUGUGUGGUUACGCCCUAAUGAAAUUACUGGUGUGACAAAACCUGCUCUUUUUGUUGACGGACAUGAUUAUAAUGAUGUCAUGCAAGGAGCUCUUGGAAAUUGUUGGGUCAUGAGUGGCUUUGCAAUCGUUGCUAACUAUCCCCAUCUCAUGAAGAAAAUUAUUGUAGAGUCCAAAUGCAACCCAUCUAUUGGAAAGUAUACUUUUUGUUUUUUCAAAGAAGGAGAAUCUAAGGAAGUUGUUAUUGACGAUUUAAUACCCUGUGAUGCUCUCUCGAGAAGUUAUCUAUUUUCAUGUUCAAGAGAUCCCAAUGAAUUAUGGGUUCCCUUGUUAGAAAAGGCCUAUGCUGCUCUGUAUGGAAAUUAUUAUUCAUUAAUGGGAGGUCACUUGAAGGACUCACUUGUGGAUCUCACUGGAGGUAUUCCUUUUACUUGCAAAGUGAGUUCACAAAAUAUGGAAGAGAUUUGGAAUUUGGUGUGUUCCUUGCCUAGACCAAAUACUGAUCUCACACGAUGCAAAUCCAUCAAAUUGAUGGGAGCUCGCUCCGAAACAUCUGCCUCCGACUACACAGGUAUUAUUAAUUUUCAUGCUUAUUCCAUUAUUGAAGCGAUUGAAUUGCCAACGUAUCUCACCAAUGGAAAAAGAGUGCGCUUAAUCAAGCUUAAAAAUCCAUGGGCAAACGCUAUGGAAUGGCGUGGUGAUUGGUCUGAUAGCAGUUCUCUGUGGACUCCAGAGCUCAGAAAAUUUGUAGGAAAUCAAUUUAAUACUCAAGAUGGAAUCUUUUUCAUGUCGCUCGAAUAUUUUGCGGUGCAAUGGAAUUUAAUAGAAGGAGUUGAAAUCUUCAAUCCUUCCCUUUGGAGUCAAUACAUUACGAGAGGAUUUUUUGACUCUAAUAUUCGAUCGGAUAAUGAUUGGACAGCUGAUUUGCUUGAGGAGACACAAUUCUUAAUUGAAAACCCUUCAGAAAAUAACCGAGUGAUCAUUUCUUUAGCUCAAUUAGAUACAAGAUAUGACUAUGACAAGAAGAAUACUGAUUCAUGCAUUGCUAUUCAUUUACUUCAAUAUGACAAACCAUUUGCUGGAAGAAAUAGUUCAAGAAUCAACAAGAUCCAGAAAAAGUCCAUUCUCGUCCAAAAUGAAUAUAUGGAAGAACGAGAGGUGGUGAUUGAUAAGGUCUUACCAGCAGGAACUUUUGUGGCCAUUCCACACGAAUAUUUCACAACCAAUUGUGCCGAUGCUGAAUGUGGCUCCUACACUCUUAGAAUUAUUUCUGAAAAGAAGAUGAACAUUUUUGAGUUGAAACCUUAA